This is a messenger RNA of Triticum aestivum (bread wheat), 943 nucleotides long. RefSeq lists its product as uncharacterized. Gene Ontology annotation, molecular function: calcium ion binding; protein binding. The transcript has 3 exons. NCBI's taxonomy places the organism in Eukaryota, Viridiplantae, Streptophyta, Magnoliopsida, Poales, Poaceae. The record is from RefSeq and is a predicted model, not a curated record. Bases 286 to 711 code for a protein of 141 amino acids.
UUGGCGUCUCAAUGUAAGGACUGAAGUGAUAUAGUUAUCUUGUUUCAGUUGUUUGCUUUUGCUUAUUGAUAGAGAUAAUUAUUCCCUAUUCAGUAGAGAUGCUGUCCAAUGAGAGAGUGUCCAUGGCGAUUUUAUCCCGUCCACCCAGCAGUAUGAAACGAGCACACACAUAUGUGUUCUAUUCCAUCCACCUAAGUUUAUGAAUCGAUCUUUCUUCAAGAUAUUUAUGGAAUUUCACCGGUUUCUAUGAUUUAGUGUUGUGUUGUCAAUGUCAUCAGGCUCUGGAUGAUUAGCAUUCCACCAACUAUAUUCCAUAUAUAUAUGUGUAUUCUUCAGUUCAACAAGGAUGCUGAUAUGAUGAUUGAGGAAAUGAAGCUUAGAGUUGUCUACACAUUGCCCAGUGGAAGCUCAGACAACAACGGAGUUACAUCUUUGGCAUACAGGAGCUUCAGGAACUUCAGGCAGGGCACUAUGAUUUCUCGCAAUAUCAUCAAUUCAACAAGCAGUUACUCGAAAUUCCAUCGCCCCAAAUGGCAUAGGAUACCUCGGGCGUCCAACUUCUGGCAUAAGUUUUUGUGCAUACAAAAAUUUAGGAACCUAAACCACAAGGGCAAAUGGAAGGCACCUUUGAUCGGUAAUCCAGAGUACAUGGAUGAUUCUUACACCUAUGCUUUUGAUAGGCUGAUGCACAUUGGCGUUGAGCCAAGGUAGGUUAGUGCUUCACAAGGACCAGCUCUAAGCAUGACUUGUGCAGAUAUGGGAAAGAAGCCUAGGUAGGCCUCCUUUCUGAAGAAAAAAUAUAUAUGGGAAAGAAGACUAGAUGAAAAAUCUUGGGAAAGACUUUGGUGAAGAAGAACAAGGUGAUUUUAUCUGUUCAACAAAAUCAAGUUUGUUCCUGCACUUUGAUGUUAUAAAUCACUGUGUAGUAAGCAGGAGUGCCUCU